Molecule: messenger RNA, 4150 nt
Organism: Paramormyrops kingsleyae
Lineage: Eukaryota; Metazoa; Chordata; Actinopteri; Osteoglossiformes; Mormyridae
Source: RefSeq, a predicted model, not a curated record
CUAAUAUUAAUGCGAAAAGGUGUCAAGAAUGACAGCAGCGACCAGUAUGAUAACAAUUUGUAUUAUUAAACUUAUUAAUAAUUUUUAAGUCAACCAUCAGUAACGGCAAUAACAUUUUACAUUAAAACUAUAAAUAUAGGAGACCAUUUAGGCGUCACGUUGCGGGGGAAGCGAGCUUUGAAAUUUCGUCUAUUGGUCAUGAGUGAUAAGGGAUUUUAAAAAUAAUUCGCCCACAACUCAAGCAUUUUCAGCAUCAAAGCUGUUCCGACUCCAAGCUGUUUCUAAUAACUUCCGCCAGGCGUGAUUUUUAUGAGAUUUACCUAUUUCAUUGUAUAAUUAGGUUCAGCAAAAUUACCACAUUGUACAAUCUGGCAAAAAUAAUGUAAUAAAGUUGUUAACAAUCCCGAAUCAUUGAGUAGGCGGGGUCAUACUCUUUCCCCGGAACCUCUGAAUUUACUCAGAAAUCAUUUUAAUCGAAAAAGAUUUCCCAGCUGACAGAUAACCUGCUGAUUUAGGGAUAAAUGUAAAGAAUAAAAAAAGUAUUUACUUUCUGCAAGUUACAAAACGGGACUGGUGAAAUUGGACAGCAGAAUUAAUGUGUACAGUUUUCCAAGUUACAAAAGAAAGCAAGUUAUUAUAGAAGUUUUGAAUAUUGCAAAUAAGACAUUGCCACGUCAAAGUUUCAUGUGUUAAGGGAAGAUAGCAGAGACAAUUAAAUAAGGUCAUGAAAGUGAAAUGCAUUUCAAGGUGACUCCGUUUAUAAAUUAUGUGAUGGGGGAUACACAGAUGGCGCACUUGACAGUGCUUGAUGAAUAGCGAGGGGAGUAUUUUUUAACGUUACCACUGAGGUCAAGGUACUUCAGUAAUAAAAGUAAGUAAAAGUCUAGAUAUUUUAAGUUGUAAGAAUUGGGAAGAGGGAAACCAGAUGUCCCGGUAUCUGUUAUCCUCUGCUGACACCCUGCUUUCCCCCUUCCGAGCUAAAUUCACUUCUUCUUCGCUCUUGCGCUGCGGUUCAGCAGAAUCCGACCCAAGCCCGAGAUGCCGACUUGGGUCAAACACAGAUGUUUUCUAGCGUGAACAACUGUUCUCAUGUAUAAAUGAAAAUCUGAAAUGUAAAGCAGGCCAUCCGGAAAUUACAGAUGUUGGGGACAAGAGGGUCAAAACAGCUGAAAGAAUAUCAUGGGGGAGCGAGAGAGAGAGAGAGAAAGAGAGAGAGAAUAAUGGUUGAACGCCCCGCCCUGCAGGGAGCAGCAGCGAGCUCCUCAUUAGCGAUGCCGCUCCCGGAUUGGACAGCGGCUGCUGGCUUUGAAGUUCCCCUUCAGAUCUCCGAUAUUUGAAGUGUUCAUGGUAGAGGGGACGUGUGUUAAGAGAGAGUCCGCAGGAGCAAAGGGGACGUCCGCGUUUGGGAUUUCUUUCGCUUUCCAUUUCCUUUCCCGUCUUUCUCCUUUCUCUGUUUUUUGGAUUUUUUUUAUUUCCGCUGUCAAGCGAGGACGGCGGCGACGGGCGGGUUUCAUUACGGGGAAGACGGAUUGGGACACGCAACCAUGAAUUUGUUUUUUUCUUUAGGGUAAAAAUACACAGUCGUCUGCUUUUAUUCGGCUGGGACCGCGCUAAGAGAGCCCCGGGGAUGCUUGGAUUAUAAAAUACGAUCUGCCAGGAAGGUUAUUGUGCCCGGUUAAUAAUGAUUCGAUAAAUGCAUCCUAGAUCACACCCUGCCGCUUCGCCCUGCUCCAAAUGAACGAUCCUCCUGGUCCAUCUGAAGGCAGACAGACAACCCAGCGCACCGGCAGCGACGGCGACCGGAGCAGCGGCGUUUGCUCCGCAGUCAAAAGCUUUUCGCCCCCUUUACUGUGUCCCUCGGAUCCUGCGCGUCAAGCCAAGCGGUUGCCAGUGCGGAUCCUCAAGAUGCUGACCGCCCACACCGGCCACUUGCUGCACCCAGAGUAUCUCCAGCCCCUGACCUCUGCUCCGCUAGAUGCCAAGAAGAGCCCUCUGGCCCUGCUGGCACAGACUUGCUCGCAGAUAGGCAAGCCGGACCCACCUCCCUCGUCCAAGCUGAGCUCUCUCACCUCGGGCGGCCUGGGUGACAAGGAGCCAGUCAGCCGUUCUUCCACCUCCGCCCUUAAGGUGACGGAGCAGCACCAGCCUCUGGACGACAAGUCCAGCUUCAAGCCUUAUUCCAAGGUGAGCGGGGAGUGUCGCAAGGACCCUGGGGGCGCUGGCGGCAGCACUGAAAAGGGCGGCUUUCGGGUCCCGAGCACCACCGGAGCCGGCCCCGUUUCUGCUCCGCCCUUCGCCCCCCACACCCUCUCGCCGAACAGUCGGGUGGGUUCGCCCCCUCAGCGGCCCCAGUCACAGACCCCCCCGUCCCAGCAAACGCAGCAUCCACAGGCCCUGCAUUUGGAUUCCAAGCCACCAGGGGCAGAACCGAGCAAUUCAGAGAGCAGUGGUGGCGUCAAAAAAGAGGCGGAGCCCUGCAAGUCCAAUCUGGAGGGCGCCCAGCUCGCCAACUCCAGCAGCACCCGCGCCAGCGCCAACGGCAGCAGCGGCAGCUCAGCGGGCAGCCCGCACCACGAGGGCAAGGUGGACGUGCACGCCCCGCCGUCUGGCCUCAGUUCCGGACAUGUGGCUCCUGUCUCCCCCUUCAAACCAGGCCAUUCGGUCUUCCCCCUGCCGCCCUCCAGUAUGGGUUACCACGGCUCCAUAGUGGGCGCAUAUGCAGGCUACCCCUCUCAGUUUGUGUCUGGUUUGGACCAUACCAAGUCUAGCUUGGUGGGAGGGGGGAUCGGUGUCCCGGGAAAACACCCCAGCUCUAGCCCCCUCACUGGGGCUUCGCCCCCAUCCUUCAUGCAAGGCCUGUGCCGCGACCCCUACUGUCUCGCCUAUUCCAAUGCCCCCCACCUAGGAGGCAACAGCUGCUCGUCUUGCAUCCAUGAUCCCUCUGCACUCAAGUCCCAGGGCUUACACACCCAAGGCUUUCCAUUGGUUUAUCCCAGCCACCCGCUGCAUCCCCUGCACCCCAGCUCGCUGUCGUCGAGCGGGACGCCCUCACUCUCCCACCCGCUCUACAGCUACGGCUUCAUGCUGCCCAACGAGCCCCACCCCCACGCCUGUAACUGGGUGUCGGCAGGAGGCCCGUGUGACAAGCGCUUCGCCACGUCCGACGAGCUGCUGACCCACCUGCGCACGCACACCGCGCUCCCCGGCAUCGACGGCAAGCUGCUCUCCGCCUACCCCUCCUCAGUCUCCUCUGCCAGCUCCUGCCAUCUGCACCUGCCCCCACCGGGCAGCCCCGGCUCCUUCUCUCUGCGAGCCCCACCCAGCCUGGGCCUGUCCCGCUACCACCCGUACAGCAAGGCCCACCUGCCUGCGUCCGCCUCGCUGCCCGUGCACUCGCUGCCCGCUGCUGCCGCCCCCUAUUACUCCCCCUACGCCCUCUACAGCCAGAGACUGGGCUCUGCAUCUGCCCUGGGCUAUCAGUGACACAUGCCGGACUCUCUUUGCAAUUUUCUGCAGGUGCGCCCUGGGUCCCAUGCCCGCACGCUGUGCUGGGGCGCCCCCCGGUGAUCCCGGGGAGGAAAUGGACGCAGGCGGGCCUGACUCGAGGCGUGUGAGAUUAGCUUUGUCUGAUUUUUUUAUUUUUUUGUUGUUUUUUUUUACAUGUAUUUAUUUUUUACUCAGCGCUUGGAUUUUAAGGUGGGAAAUUUAUUAUCCAAAACAAUCCUAAAAUUCUUAUGAUGAUGAUGGUUAUGAUAGAUAUUAUAAUGAUACCCUUUUAUAAAUAAAGUCUAACAGUAUGCAACACAAUGAACCUGCACUCUGGUUCCUUGAAUUCCAUUCUUAACCACCGCCUUCUGAAGUUCUGAUUUAUUAUUUUUUUUGUUCUGUCCCUGCGAUACAGGUAGUGUGCAUGACCUCGCUGAUGUCACACGCUCACCUCCGGGUUCUUAAAAAUGCCAUUUAUUUUUGAUUUGUACAGGACAAUAUAGGGGGAAAAAAAAAAGAUGUAAUAUUUUUUUGUAACUGUAAUGGAGAGAAGUCCGGGUCGACUCAUGGAGGGAGUCAGACAAACUCUGAAGCGAUGAAGAUGCUGUCCGUUUGAUGGGGAAGGUCUUAUUUUGUUUAAUAAAUGAUUCCUGAUUAUAUUUAA